Molecule: messenger RNA, 3063 nt
Organism: Linum tenue
Lineage: Eukaryota; Viridiplantae; Streptophyta; Magnoliopsida; Malpighiales; Linaceae
Source: the annotation of a GenBank genome assembly
GAUACUCAACAAAUGACACAGAUGGCAGGAUCGUGAUGAACAUAAUCAAUGGAGAUCCUAAUCCAAAAUUUUAUCUGAUCUUACAGUAACUACCUAGGCUAGCAGACCUAAACCAACUUCCAUAAUAAGAUCUCCAACCCAAAGAUCACGCCUUUUCCUUUUUAUUCCCUAAACACUAAUGUCUAUCCAUCCAUCCCACAUCUCCAAAGUUCCAAUUCCAAUCCAAAAGAUCAGAUCUGCCCACGUUCACAAAAUAUCAGCUGCAAAGUUGCAGUCAAAUACAGGCCACUUACCUACCAAUCUGCAGUUGAUUUCAUCCCCAUCCCAAUCCCACAAGGUCUAAAACAGCUUUAGGGAGAUCAACGUCCAUAUUGCAGCAAAAUGGUGGGGCAGAAACAGCACUAGAAAGCAGCUAGCUCUACUGUGGUUCACAACAUUUCAGAAAUCCAACAAUAAGAAACCUAUCUUCUUAAUCCAAGCCACAUAAAGCAAAAAGAAAGGUGACAGUAAUGGCACAAUUUUGCUGCAUAUUCCUAUCUCAGCCUCAAUUCUUUCUUUCUACUUCUUGUUAACCCACUUUUUCUCCCUCCCCAAUCAAUAUCACCUUUAAUUUUGCCUUACAACUUAAAUGCAUAUUGAUUAACCUAAUGCUCUAUCACUAGAAUCUUCCACUACCCAAAAGUUCUUUUUUUUAAAGGGUUGAGAUGAAAAAAGCUACUGCCUUUAUCAAGAACACAAGAAGCAGCAGCUAGCAGUUGUAUGUUUGCACUGUUCCUUAGUGGAGAGUCAUCAAACCCUUUUUUCUUUCCCAGUUCAGAGAUUUUGCCUAUAAAAGGGGGAACCCCCUUCAAGACCCAAGUGGCAAAACACACAAGCACUACACUUCUCUUCACUAUUCUAAUCAUCUCUCUUUCUCUUUCUUUCACCAAAAAAACCCCUACUCCUGUUCCCAGAAGCUUGCAACCAUGGAUGGGAAGAUGAGUUGGACAGUAGCAGAUGCUGUGGAUUACAAAGGUUUCCCUGCUGACAAGUCCAAAACUGGUGGUUGGGUUCCUGCUGCACUCAUCCUAGGGAUUGAGAUAUGUGAGAGGCUGUCAACCAUGGGAAUUGCAGUGAACUUGGUGACAUAUCUCAUUGGAACAAUGCACAUGCCUAGUGCUACCUCAGCUAAUGUGGUCACAGACUUCAUGGGCACAUCUUUCCUCUUGUGCUUGCUUGGUGGCUUCCUUGCUGACUCUUUCUUAGGCAGGUUCAAGACCAUUGCCAUCUUCUCUGUUGUCCAAGCCAUUGGGACUGCAACAUUAGCAGUAGCCACAAAGCUGCCACAGCUAAGGCCACCACCAUGCCAUGCUAACAACAGCUCCUGCACCCCAGCAACUGGAUUCCAAAUGGGGAUUCUGUACAUGGCACUGUACCUCAUAGCACUGGGCACAGGAGGCUUGAAAUCGAGUGUAUCAGGAUUCGGUACAGAUCAAUUCGACGAGAAGGAUGAGAAGGAGAAAGCUCAGAUGGCCUACUUCUUCAACAGGUUCUUCUUCUUCAUCAGCUUAGGGACUCUCUUGGCGGUAACGGUGUUGGUCUACAUCCAGGACGAAGUGGGCCGGAGCUGGGCCUAUGGGAUCUGCUCUGCCUCCAUGUUCAUCGCCAUUGCAAUCUUGCUCUCUGGAACUAAGAAAUACAGGUACAAGAAAUCCAUGGGGAGCCCUAUAGUCCACAUCCUUCAAGUCAUUGCAGCAGCAAUUGGGAAAAGGAAAAUGGACUUGCCCUAUGAUGUCAAUUUGCUGUAUGAGACCAAUCCUGAUGUCACAAGGAUUCAACAUACAAACCAAUUCCAAUUCUUGGACAAGGCAGCAAUUGGUGUUCAGGGUGAUUUUGAGGCUAGCAACAAUGGCCGCCCGGGUUCGGAGCCUAACCCGUGGAGGCUGUGCUCCGUGACCCGGGUGGAAGAGGUGAAGAUGAUGGUGAGGUUGCUGCCGAUUUGGGCGACGACGAUCAUAUUCUGGACGACGUAUGCUCAGAUGAUUACUUUCUCGGUGGAGCAAGCUUCCACCAUGGAUAGAAACGUAGGGAGCUUCGAGAUUCCGGCAGGUUCGCUUACCGUGUUCUUUGUGGCUGCGAUUCUGCUCACCCUGGCUGUGUAUGAUCGGUUGGUCAUGCCCGUUUGGAAGAAAUGGAGAGGCAAACCAGGUUUCAGCAGCCUCCAGAGGAUAGCAAUCGGCCUGGCCCUCUCCACCAUCGGUAUGGCCGUUGCCGCCCUGGCCGAAAGCCGCCGCCUAUCAGCCGCCAAAUCCAUCACCGCCGCGACGAAAACCGUCCCAAUCUCGGUCUUCCUGCUGAUCCCACAGUUCCUCCUGGUCGGUUCAGGGGAGGCAUUCAUCUACACAGGGCAGCUGGACUUCUUCAUCACACAGUCCCCUAAAGGGAUGAAGACGAUGAGCACGGGGCUGUUCCUCACCACUCUCUCCCUCGGGUUCUUCGUCAGCAGCUUCUUGGUCAUGGUGGUGAAGAAAGUGACUUCCGGUGGUGGAAAUGGUGGGCAGGGGUGGCUGGCUGACAACAUUAAUCAUGGAAGGCUUGAUUGCUUCUACGGGUUGUUGGCAGUUCUUGGGGUGGUGAACUUUGUUGUGUUCUUGGUGUGUGCUGUCUGGUACAAGCCUAGUGGGAAAGAGGGUGGUGGGGCAAUGGAGAUUGUGGAGAAGAAGAAGAGUAAUGGGGUUGAGGAGAAGUGUUAGUGGGAGAUUAAGUAUCAAAAGAGGGUUAAGUGGGUUGGGGAUAUGAUCAAGAGAAAGUUAAAUGUGUUGUAGCUUAUAGUUUCUAUGUAAAUUAGUAAUAAUCUUGGGUUUGUGUCUUUUUCUCGAGUGUGGCUUUGGUGGUUGGAAUGGAAGUUUAGAAGUUUGAUAUGGUUUCGUUUCUCGAAAUUUCUAAGCGAAACCAGAGGUCGAGUUCUAACAUUUGUCUAUGUAUGUGUAUGAUUAUGGUAAAUUCCGUGUAGGAAGUAAUGGAAAAAUGAAAAUCAUUACAUAAAAUAGUUGUUGUUCGUUAUUAAUUGACCUGUUAAUGUUG